CUUCGGUUUCCUGUGCCGGAGUUUGAAGCGCGUGGUGGAGAACUUGCGCGUUUGUUUUCUCCAGUCAUGCGGCCCGGCUUUAGCCCCCGUGGAGGACGCGGUGGCUUUGGGGAUCGUGGAGGCCGUGGCGGCUUUGGAGAUCGCGGUGGUCGAGGAGGCUUUCGAGGAGGUCGAGGAGGUGGAUUUAAGUCGCCUGGUGGUAGAGGAGGAGGUGGUGGCUUCCGAGGCGGCAGAGGAGGCGGCAGCUUCCGAGGCGGCAGAGGAGGAGGUGGCCGAGGAGGACGGGGUGGCUUCAAAGGAGGCAAAAAGGUGACGGUAGAGCCCCACAGGCAUGAAGGUGUUUUCAUCUGCCGAGGAAAAGAAGAUGCCCUGGUCACGCGGAACCUGGUACCUGGCGAGUCUGUGUAUGGAGAGAAGAGAAUUUCUGUGGAGGAUGGUGAAACCAAGGUGGAAUACCGUGCCUGGAACCCCUUCCGCUCUAAGCUGGCUGCUGCCAUCCUGGGGGGCAUUGACCAGAUCCACAUCAAACCAGGAGCCAAAGUGCUGUACCUGGGCGCAGCAUCAGGGACAACGGUGUCUCACGUCUCAGACAUUGUUGGGCCGGAAGGCCUUGUGUACGCUGUGGAGUUUUCCCAUCGUUCAGGCCGUGACCUCAUUAACGUGGCAAAAAAACGGACCAACAUCAUCCCUGUCAUUGAGGAUGCACGGCACCCACACAAAUACCGCAUGUUGCUUGGUAUGGUGGAUGUGAUAUUUGCAGAUGUGGCUCAACCUGACCAGUCGCGUAUUGUGGCUUUAAAUGCACACAAUUUCUUGAAAAACGGUGGCCAUUUUGUGAUCUCCAUCAAGGCCAACUGCAUCGAUUCAACAGCAGCCCCAGAAGCAGUCUUUGCAUCAGAGGUGAAGAAGAUGCAGCAGGAGAACAUGAAACCCCAGGAGCAGUUAACUUUGGAGCCCUAUGAGCGAGAUCACGCUGUAGUGGUUGGCACAUACAGGCCACCACCUAAACAGAAGAAAUAAAGAGCAGAACCAGCUAGUCUUCCUUCUGGUGGUGAUUUAGGUCAGAGUGGAUUCUCUUGCCACUUUGAGUCAGGACUUUCUACAGGUGCGCCCUGGUUUCCUACGGGCCAAGCUUUUGUGUAGAGAUGCUUUCCUGCAUCCAUAUUCUAUAGCAUUCUCAGUUGUGCAUAUUUUUUUAUUAAAAUCAGUCAUGUAUUGAGGGGUUUUUUUAUGGGCUUGGAAAAGAGGGGCUGCUUGCGUAUAAUUAGCAAGGACAGACUUAACGAAGAGCCCUAUAUUUCUAUGCAGUGCCAGUUUCACAUUUUUGAAGGUCAUUGGUCAAGAUGCCCUUAAUAAAUUGACUUUCUCAUUACCAUUGUCAA
Molecule: messenger RNA, 1382 nt
Organism: Varanus komodoensis (Komodo dragon)
Lineage: Eukaryota; Metazoa; Chordata; Lepidosauria; Squamata; Varanidae
Gene: FBL
Product: fibrillarin
Exons: 9
Coding region: 67-1020 (317 amino acids)
Biological process (GO): rRNA methylation; box C/D sno(s)RNA 3'-end processing
Cellular component (GO): box C/D methylation guide snoRNP complex; Cajal body; nucleolus
Molecular function (GO): histone H2AQ104 methyltransferase activity; rRNA methyltransferase activity; RNA binding
Source: RefSeq, a predicted model, not a curated record